GGAAGCGGACGUGAUAUUUAACGGUGGCAUUUGGAAGCCGUCAAUUAUGUGGCGCUUGCGUUUUUGUGCUUGCAGCAUUUACUCGCAUGUUCUAUUUAUUGUCUUUUUAAUGUCUUCAAGCUCAAAUUCGGGAAAAAGCAUAAGUUUCAGUGAAAAAGUUUAAGUUAUCCUUACAUAUUUACAUACCCUGUUACUUCUACAUAUCAACUCUACAGCUACAUACGAACAUAUCAGCCUACUAAGUAUCCACUCCUGCUAAACACAUACAUACAUACAGACUUAUAAGGCAACGUCAUCACAAUCGCGUCAGCAGCAUGUCAAAGAGACUCUUCAAAUUCGUGCUAACAGUGGUUCUAAUAAUAACCGAAUUCACUGACGGUGGUGAUGGCUCAGCGGUUUUAAUAUCAGAUAAUGCCAUGUCAGUGAUGGUGGAGCUUUCAUCGCGACAUCCGUUCUGCAAAAUGCAUACGGAUCGCGGCGACAUCCAGCGCAUGCUGUUGCAAUCAGAUCCACGACGCAUCCGACAAGUGCCACGUGAAUCGGUUAUGGAACUGGAGGAUGUGUGCUUGAAGUCUGGCUCUUAUGGACGCGAGUUCCGGGGUGGCUUGGGUUUCAUAUACCCCGGCACGAAAUGGUGUGGACCAGGCACCGCCGCCGUUGACUACAGUGAUUUGGGUUCACAUUUCGCAGAGGAUCGCUGCUGCCGCGAACACGACCACUGUCCGAACGUGCUCAAUGUGGGCGAAUGCCGUCGUGGGCUUUGCAAUAGCGGCAUAUUUACACGUUCGCAUUGUGAUUGCGAUGCGCGACUGCGCAAAUGCUUACAAUCGCUAAACACAGAAACAGCCAACACACUAGGCGCCAUAUUCUACAACGUUGUGCAAGUCACCUGCUUCCAGGAACGUAGUCCCUGCUCAGCACAUCAAAGGGCUGGCUACAACAAAACAGAACAGGAUGCGAUUUGUGCUCAAUGGCAAUAUCAACCAUGAAAAUAUGUACCCAGUGCACCAGGACGAACCUAAACCUAUACAUACAUAUCUACAUAGGAGUAAAUAUGGGUUACAUAAACAUAUGUAUAUGACAAAUAAGAAGUAACUGAACAACGAUAAUUUUAACAAUUAGCUACACACAUACCUGAAUAAUUGCAUACAUUAGGGCGGACCAAUUCGUAAGGAAGAUUUUCCGCCAAUGCCAGUAUAGCGUAGGAGUAUUCUACGCGAAAUUCUAAAGAAAUUUGGUGAAAAAACCUGCGUCUAAAAUCAAUUUAGAGUUUGAAAUUUUGAUGUAGUGUCGUAAAAAAGUGCUCAAAAUUUGUAUAAAAACAUACUAUAGGGGCCACUUUGGUAGGAGAAUUCCAUUUCUUGAUUUAUCUGUUUCUUAAAACUAGUUUUGGGAUAUAUUGAGUACUUUUGAGGAUCGGGUAUUUUUUAGAGUACUGUGCA
Molecule: messenger RNA, 1442 nt
Organism: Rhagoletis zephyria (snowberry fruit fly)
Lineage: Eukaryota; Metazoa; Arthropoda; Insecta; Diptera; Tephritidae
Product: acidic phospholipase A2 PA4
Biological process (GO): phospholipid metabolic process; arachidonate secretion
Molecular function (GO): A2-type glycerophospholipase activity
Source: RefSeq, a predicted model, not a curated record